Messenger RNA from Ctenopharyngodon idella (grass carp), 3642 nucleotides. RefSeq names its product zinc finger protein 501-like. The record is from RefSeq and is a predicted model, not a curated record. NCBI's taxonomy places the organism in Eukaryota, Metazoa, Chordata, Actinopteri, Cypriniformes, Xenocyprididae. Bases 1302 to 2879 code for a protein of 525 amino acids. Gene Ontology annotation, molecular function: DNA-binding transcription factor activity, RNA polymerase II-specific; RNA polymerase II cis-regulatory region sequence-specific DNA binding. The transcript has 3 exons. Gene Ontology annotation, biological process: regulation of DNA-templated transcription.
AACAUUAAUUUUUUUGAUUUCAAAUACAUUAAAGUAAAUUCUCUGAGAUAAAAUGUGGAGUUUAUACUAAAGCACAGUAUCAUCUAAUUUUGUGAAUUUGAUGAAAAGCUUAGAAAACUAGAAAGUUUUGAGAGUCAAAGCUCUAAAUAAAAUUAAAAUAAAAUCGUUGUUGUCAUUUGUUUUCGGCAUGGAUUGAUUACGUGCUAAGCAAGUCUUAGUUAAAUUAGAUAUAUUGAAUUCAUUUACUUAUUUACUAAGUCUAUUAUAUUGUGUUUUGAUAUAGUACAUGCAAUUAUGAGAAAUGGAAACUAUUAAUUAUUUAAUGAACACAGAGAAUGAAUUAUAUAGUUUUAAUCACAUUAAUGCAUUUAAUCAUUCUAUCUUAUACUGUGUUAAAUAUGUUUGGGAUGUAUUAUUGUUCACCAAAUGAUCAGGUCUCGUAUCAUAAAAAGAGGUUGGAGUUCAUUAAUUUUAUCUUUUAUUGUCUGCUUAGAAACAAUAAAGUUCCAAAGCUUCAGUUCACCAGAUUUGGUGGAUGUGAUAGAAUCUGUAAAAUACUGAAUAAUAAACAUACUGUUAAUCAUUAGCAUUACUUAGAGAUGAUUUUAAAGAUUCCAGUAGCAGUGAUAGUGUAUUUGCUUUGUAACAGUGCUGAGAUGUGGUUGACGUAAGAAAAUGCGGCCCCUUUAAGAAACAUGACACCGCGCGCACUGAGCAUGCGCAGAAGAGAGACGCUCAAGAGACGAGACGAGUGCUGAAACUUUAAAACCAGUUGAAGCUGAGCGCUUCCAAUUUGGGGAAUUUUUUAGUUUUAUUUUAUUUAUUUUUAACCAAAUUCAGCGACUUUUUCAUUGAUUAUUCGGAUCAAUUUGGGGCAAUUUGUCCUGUAUUUUAGUGUGUGGAAAACUAGUAGCAAGUAGCAGAGAAGCUUAUUUGUUUUCCUUAGCGACGGAGUGUCUCUUUUGCCAUAAACCCGCGUUUUUUUUUUUUUUUUUUUUUUUUUUUUUUUAACAUGUCGAGCUCAAGUUGGUUUGUUAAACACAAGCAGCUCUCCAAAUAUAUGGCUGAAUUUGGAAAAAAAGUUAUCAGUGGUUGUUUCUCAUGGUGGACUGUGAUUAGCAUGCGUCCCUAAAUUGCAACACACCAAGAGUAAUAUUCAUAAAUUCCUGUUAACUCAGACAUCCCCUCAAGCCGAUCUGGUGUCCCUCCCACAACAAUUCACCAAUAAAUACUGGGAAUAUUCACAUCAUCCUACAAGAGAAGGACAAACUCCAGGUGUAGCAGCUGAAAUCUGAGUGAAGAUGGAGUUUAUUAAAGAGGAGAUUGAAGACACGAGUGAUCCAGAACCAUCCAGAAUAAAAGAUGAAGAUACUGAGGAACAAAUAGACUGGAAGGAGAUGAAACCACCAAAACAUGAACUUAAUGAAACAGAAAAGGAAUGUCACAACUUCACAACUCGAACAAAAGAUAAUAAGCCGCACAUCUGCUCUCAGUGUGGAAAAUGUUUCCCAAAAAAGGGAGACCUUAACAUACACAUAAGAGUUCACACUGGAGAAAAACUGUAUACAUGCACUCAAUGUGGAAAGAGUUUCCAAAAUAAAGGAAACCUUAACAGACACAUAAGAAUUCACACUGGAGAGAAACCAUUUAACUGUGAUCAGUGUGGUAAAAAUUUUCAUUCAUCUAAACAUCUGAAACAACAUCUGAAAGUUCAUUCAGAUUAUGUGUGUUCUCUCUGUGGAAAGAGUUUUUCAGAGCUGGAUCAUUUUAAAAAGCACCAGAAAACACACAAUAAAGUAAAAGAUCAUGUGUGUUGUGACUGUGGGAAGCGAUUUACUAGAUCCGACUGUCUGAAACAACAUCAAAGAAUUCAUACUGGAGAAAAACCUUACAAGUGCUCAUAUUGUGACAAAAGUUUUGCUCGGUCUGGAAACCUGAAAGUACACAAGCGAGUUCAUACUGGAGAGAAGCCGUACCACUGUACUCAGUGUGAGAAGAGUUUCAGAACUGCUAAAGUUCUCAGGAAUCAUCUGUUCAUUCACUCUGGAGAAAAACCAUUUAACUGUGAUCAGUGUGAUAAAAAGUUUAAAACCUCAUCACAUCUAAAACAACACUUAAACGUUCAUUCAGAUGAGAGGCCUCACUUGUGUUCUUUCUGUGGAAAGAGUUUUUCACAGCUGAUAAAUUGUAAACGGCACCAGAAAACACAUGGGGAAGUGAGAGAAAAACCUUACAAGUGCUCAUAUUGUGACAAGACUUUCACUCAUUCUGGAAACCUGAAAUCACAUGAGCGACUUCAUACUGGAGAGAAACCAUAUCACUGUUCUCAGUGUGAGAAGAGUUUCAAAGAUGGAACAGGUUUAAAAAAUCAUCUUUUUAUUCACUCUGGAAAAAAAACAUUUAACUGUGAUCAGUGUGAUAAACAUUUUACUUCAUCAUCAAAUCUAAACAAACACCUGAUAGUUCAUUCAGAUGAGAAGCCUUAUGUGUGUUCUCUCUGUGGAAAGAGUUUUUCACGGAUUGACAGUUUUAAAAAGCACCAGAAAACACAUAAUGGAGUGAGAGAUCAUGUGUGUUGUGACUGUGGGAAGAGCUUUACUAGAGCUGACUGUCUGAAACUGCACCAAAGAAUUCAUACUGGAGAAAAACCUUACAAGUGCUCAUAUUGUGACAAGAGUUUCACUCUAUCUGGACAACUAAAAACACAUGAGCGACUUCAUACUGGAGAGAAGAACCGAAAAACCACGAUACAACACCCACAGUACGUACCGGGAUACUCUCAUCGUGUACCGAACGCUCCUCGCCCCCUGCUGCCCCGCCCAGCCCCGACCUAUUGGCUCUACACGACUGAUACAACGUUGAAGCCUAACCACCAUUAACCACCAUUAUACCAAUCAAGUGUCAUCUUUCAAAUUCUGUCCAUUCAGUAUAUAGUAAUGUGCACGUAAGGGCUCUCUAUAUAGUUUACAGCAUUAGCAGAGACAAUUUUUUUGUUCUUUAGAAACUUUUAAUUAUAAUUGAAUUCAUUUAAAGACGGAGACACAAUUUGUUCAGUAAACUACUGGGUUUUUUUUUUUGUUUUAAAAGAAAAGCUGACAAUCAGUCAUUUGUCAUUUUUGUUUGAACAUAUUUGUACAAUUUCCAAAUUUGAUUCAAUUGUUGUCUUUUAUAAUUAUAUAUUUUUACUUAAUAAAUUUGUUAAUGAUAUCUGACAUAAUCAUUGCUGGUCUGCCUGGAUCUCACCGCAUCAGUCAUUAUGAAACUAUUUGAGUUAAUUCUGAGUUCUUAUUUCUUUGUUGUAAACUGCCACAUUAAUCACAAACUUCAUGAUCUCUUUGAGAUGCUUUCAAGUCUUUAAACUUUUUUUUUUUUUUUGACCUUACUGGACACAUUUACAUUACAAAGUAGCCUACAUUUGUUGACUCUUUUGCCAAAUUGAUUGUGAUGCUCCUUUUGUCACAUAAAGUGUAAAAAAUUAAAUAAUAUUUUACUGACACAUUUCUUUCUUUAUAUGAUUACUGUAAUUUUACUUUUAUUAGCAUUUUAGUCAAACAUUUUACCUACCUUAAAAUAGAUUAAAAUAUUGUAUACAUUGACCAGGCUUUCUUUAGUAAUGAAUGAAUGAUGUGCUUGACUACUUCU